Molecule: messenger RNA, 1428 nt
Organism: Emys orbicularis (European pond turtle)
Lineage: Eukaryota; Metazoa; Chordata; Testudines; Emydidae
Exons: 9
Coding region: 1-1428 (475 amino acids)
Source: RefSeq, a predicted model, not a curated record
AUGGGCCCAGCAAAGUUUCACUUUGUGACAGGUAGUCCCCUAGGAGAUGACUUGGAACAGAGGGACCCAAACUCCUCUAGACGUUCAAUGCCAAGAGAGCUAACCUGCCCAAGUCAGGCUGGCUCCAAAUCUGCAGCACCCAAGGUAACCCAGAGCGCCAUGUCCAAGUGCGGGAACCUACCUGAAGAAGAGUCCCGUGGCAAGGUCAGUCUCAAACCGCCUCGGAAGAGUACUGCGUUGCCUGUCUCUUCCAGAAGCUAUACCAGUACUGAAGGCCAAGCUGCUAUCAAAUCACUGCCCCUGGCCUUUACCACCCCAAGAGCAAGUAGGAGUCUGGCCCUCGCUUCCUUUGAAUCUCGGAGAGCUUCUCGGGAGCUGCUGAGAGCAGGCCUGCCUCCGAGGAGCAGAGGCAUCGCCUCCGAGGGGAAAGCAACAAGACUGUCUCUGGGUAACUCCGGGCCCAGCAUGCAGAAAGCAGCUGCCACUGGAAAAACAAGCCAGGGAUCCAACGUGGAGACCCAGCCUGCUGCCCAACUACCUGCCAGCGGCACUGUGAAGCAGAGUGCUACAAAGCUACCUUGCAGUGAGAAGUGCCCCUCAUCCCUCCAGCCUCCUACCAAAGUCCCUGGACUCAGCAGCAGCAGCAGACCCUUGCUCAUGGGAUCCCGAGUUUCUCUGGGUCCAGGGAUCCUCUGCACGAGCAAAGGGGCUGGAGCUCUGGGAACCAAACUCCCAACUUACCCAGGUACCAGGCUAAGACUAAUGAAGCCCAGACCCAGCAGCAUGCAGCACAUCAAUGGGACCCUGCAGCCAGCAUGCACUCUUCCCACUGGGCAUCCAGGAGCCAGAUCCAGCCCCCAGGACAAAGAGACAGAAAGUGUCACCAAACCUGGCUGCAACAAGCUGCCUGUUCGAAGGGCUGCCACCGCUGCGAUUCCUGCCAGGGCUCCCCACUCCCGACUGAGACCAACAGGGAGGACAACAGCCUCCCCCAAAAGGCUCCCUUCCCCUAAGCGAGCUCGCCUAGGUAAAGACACUAACUCAGCAGCAGCUGCCCAAGCCCUGGAGCCCAGUGGCGGAGAAGGGCUCUCUGUAGACACUGAGGACAAGCCAGUGCUGGCUGUGGGGCAAGACUGCACCAGUGCAGGUGGAAUGGCCCAGCCUCAGACGGGUGGGAAUUCCCCAGCUCCUCUCAGUUUCCUCCCUGACUCUGCCCUGGAGAGUGGAGGUGCAGCGCCCUCCAUGCAGCUUCCAGAUCAGCUGCUCUCGCAGGAGCUGCAGAGAGUGAGGAGUGAGCUGCAGAGAGUGAAGAAUGAGCUUGCUGCAAGAGAUGCCCAAUGUGAAGCCUAUCGAAGGACCAUCUCCUCCCUGGAGGCUCAGCUGAGGGCAGGCUCCCUCUCACAGGACUGUGCCUUGGAAGGCGAGUGA